AUGAACCGAUGGUCCACUUACCUGUUGGGAUGGACCACCUUCCUCCUCUACUCCUACGAGACAAAUGGAGAUGGCCAGGCUCCGUGUGUCUUUCCCUUCAUCUACAAGGGGUCUGUUUACUUCUCUUGCACCAAAAAAGGUAGCCUUUCACCUUGGUGUGCAACCAAAGCAGUAUAUGACAGACACUGGAAGCCAUGCUUGAUGGAAGAUUACCCACGAUGUAUCUUCCCCUUCAUCUAUCGGGGAAAGUCCUACAGCAACUGCAUCACGGAAGGCAGCUUCUUUGGAAAGCUGUGGUGCUCAGUCACCUCCAAUUAUGAUGAGAUGAAGCAGUGGAAAUACUGUGCAAUCAAUGGUGAGGCACUGGAGCCAGGAUGGG
Molecule: messenger RNA, 379 nt
Organism: Myotis lucifugus (little brown bat)
Lineage: Eukaryota; Metazoa; Chordata; Mammalia; Chiroptera; Vespertilionidae
Product: epididymal sperm-binding protein 1-like
Exons: 3
Cellular component (GO): cell surface
Molecular function (GO): heparin binding
Source: RefSeq, a predicted model, not a curated record